Molecule: messenger RNA, 930 nt
Organism: Balaenoptera ricei (Rice's whale)
Lineage: Eukaryota; Metazoa; Chordata; Mammalia; Artiodactyla; Balaenopteridae
Gene: FEV
Product: FEV transcription factor, ETS family member
Biological process (GO): cell differentiation; regulation of transcription by RNA polymerase II
Cellular component (GO): nucleus
Molecular function (GO): sequence-specific DNA binding; DNA-binding transcription factor activity, RNA polymerase II-specific
Source: RefSeq, a predicted model, not a curated record
AUGUAUGUGGCUGAUGGGUCUGAGAUGAAAAUGCUGGACCCCUCCAUCCCCCGCCACACCCGGGCAGCCCCCUCCCGCCAGGCCUUGCUGGACCCAGCGCCUUCUCCCUGUCACCCGCUGUCGCCUCGGGCGGGGAUCGGUGCCCCGGAGCGCAAAGCCUGACGCUCCCCCUCUCCCACCCCCCCACCCCCACCUCCCACCGCCCAGGCCCUGGCGGCGAUGAGACAGAGCGGCGCCUCCCAGCCCCUGCUGAUCAACAUGUACCUGCCAGAUCCCGUCGGAGACGGUCUCUUCAAGGAAGGAAAGAGCCCGGGAUGGGGGCCGCUGAGCCCCGCGGUACAAAAAGGCAGCGGCCAGAUCCAGCUGUGGCAGUUUCUGCUGGAGCUGCUGGCUGACCGCGCGAACGCCGGGUGCAUCGCGUGGGAGGGUGGCCACGGAGAGUUCAAGCUCACGGACCCAGACGAGGUGGCGCGGCGCUGGGGCGAGCGCAAGAGCAAGCCCAACAUGAACUACGACAAGCUGAGCCGCGCGCUGCGCUACUACUACGACAAGAACAUCAUGAGCAAGGUGCACGGCAAGCGCUACGCCUACCGCUUCGACUUCCAGGGCCUGGCGCAGGCCUGCCAGCCGCCCCCCGCGCACGCUCACGCCGCGGCCGCCGCGGCCGCCGCCGCGGCCGCCGCCGCCCAGGACGGCGCGCUCUACAAGCUGCCGCCCAGCCUGGCCCCACUGCCCUUCCCCGGCCUCUCCAAACUCAACCUCAUGGCCGCCUCGGCCGGCGUCGCGCCCGCCGGCUUCUCCUACUGGCCGGGCCCGGGCCCCGCCGCCGCCGCCACCGCCGCGCUCUACCCCAGCCCCGGGUUGCAGCCCCCGUCCGGGCCCUUCGGCGCGGUGGCCGCCGCCUCGCACCUGGGGGGCCAUUACCACUAG